AUGUUUCUCUUCCGUAUGAAGGACUGUCGGCGUCGCAUACGAUAUCCAUUGCACAUUACUUUCUGGCUUAACGUCCUCUACUCUAUCGGAUCGACAAUAGUCAACGUCGUACAGUGCACACCUAGAGCAUAUGCUUGGUCUAGGCCUGCAAUGGACAGCGUCGAUGCCAACGGGAAUGUCGUGCCAGGCGGUACUUGUAUCGACUCACGUACGUUCGUACUGGUGUCUUGUGCCCUGUCGAUUUUCAUGGACCUCAUCAUCAUCCCCAUCCCUUCUGUCAUGGUAUGGGGUCUUCAAAUGCACCGGCGCACAAAGAUCCUGGUUGUCAUUGUAAUGAGCUUGGGAUGGAUCGCGACAGGUGUCUCUGUGGGCAGGUUUAUUGUGUAUUACUACCGCUUCGCCCCUACGAACAAAGACCGUACAUGGGAUAUUGGUAUUGGUAUCAGCAUUGCCGAACCUGCUGUGCACAUAAUGACGGCAUGUGCUCCGGCGACCAAGUGCCUCUUCCGGUACUUGUUCCCGCAGUACGGUACGAACCGAAACACCUCAUACUACGAAGAUCGCACCGCGGAUACGAACCGACAUAAUACCAAGGUAUUCGGAAACUUCCAUUUCGGACUAUCGAACAAUCCAGAUGAUGAGAUCACCAUGGAGGGGAUAGGAGGUGCACCGAGGACUGCUCCGCUGCCGCCUGUGAAGGACGAAUCCGAAUAUGGGUUGAAAGCUGUGGGGAGCUUCGAGUCAAAAGAAUAUGUUGCAAAAGGAAUAGGUAGAAAGAAGAGUUGUUCAAAGACCGCAUGCACGGAAGCAAGCGAGCCCGUGGAAGUCGAGCCGAAGCAUUGCCUAGGGCAAGCUCGGUGA
Alternaria atra is the source of this 861-nucleotide messenger RNA. RefSeq lists its product as uncharacterized. Lineage: Eukaryota; Fungi; Ascomycota; Dothideomycetes; Pleosporales; Pleosporaceae. The record is from RefSeq and is a predicted model, not a curated record. The coding region runs from base 1 to 861 and encodes 286 amino acids. The transcript has a single exon.